CCUUGGCUCAGCACCAUGGGCACCGGAUCUCCGCCAUCACCACGCAGUGAAGCGAACGAACGGCAGCAGCUGGUGCAGCAGCUGCUGGAGGAACGACGGCAGCGCUUGGAGCAGAAGCUGGCGGAGACUGAGAUUCCAAACACGUAUGAGGAUCGAGCGGAUCGACCCCGUUCCUUGCUGCCGUCCUUUGACACGGUGCUGAACGAGACCCCGAGACAAAGUUUCUCACUGACCUAUCAGGACACAGAGACCAUCGCCCCAGCGAGCAUUUGGGAACCUGAGCUGUUGGAGGGAUGCCGGCGCUGUGGGAAAGAUGUGCUCAAGACCUGUCCCUUCUGUCGUCAUUGUGGCUGCAGACUGGAGGACGGUCCUUCAGCAGGCCAAGAUGGCUAUGUUCGAUCAGCGUCAUCGCGUAGUUUUAAGGAACGUCUUCGCGACAGCUCCAAGCAGUACCAGCAGAACUUAGACCUCCGACGUCGCGCUCAGGAGGUGGAGCUGACAAAACACUGUACCUUUCAUCCUGUCAUCAACAACAGGUCCCAGGUCGUUGCGCAAAGAGCCCGGGGCUGCUACGCAGAGGCCCUGCCAGAGAGGCUUGGGCCCAACGAUGCGCGACGGAGGUCCGCUUUGAGAGACCAGGCCAAAGAAAUUCUCCAAGCCGAUGAUCUCUAUGAGUGCACCUUUACACCGCGCAUCAACCGGCGGUCUGAUGGUUGGGACGACCGAGUGCCGUUGCAUUUGAGGACCAAGGCCAUCCAACAAUACAAACAGGAGAAGAUCCGGGCCAGCCAAGAAGCAAAGCUCAAGCAAUCACACCCCUUCACCCCACGGAUCUCGGCAAAAAGCCAUCAGCUUGCGCAGAGAAGGCUGGGGACCAGGUCCAAAAGUGUCGACUGCAAAGUCGAACUGGAGCAAACGGAGGCGUGCGUGGAUUCAGGGGCAAAGGAUGGCGAUAGCUUGCAGAGGACACUGGCAAAUCCUGGCAAAGCUUCACAGGUGUCAGGUCGUCCUCAGGACUUUCUCGCCCGCCAAGUCAGUUUUCAGAAGGAGCGCCAGUUUCGGCAAGAAGUGCGAGAACAGCAUGCCUGCUGUUCCUUCAGGCCAAAGAUCAGCGAUCAAAGCGAGCAGAUCACCGCGUGCAACGUUGAACUGAUUGGCGAGACGCCUGAAGAUCGAAUUGAAAGACUUGCAGUGAAAGAUGUGAAUCGCAGGCAAUUGCACCAGCAGGAGCUGCGGGCGUCCAGAGACAGGGACUGCACUUUUCGACCAGCUUUGAGUCCACAGAGCGAAGCGAUCGCAAUGUCGAGGAGAGCAUCAUCACCUUCAGGAGUGCACCAGAGACUCUACGACGAAGCCAAAUGGCGCGCCCGGGAGGCAGCCAACUCCCCAAGGCGUGAUUUCCAACCCCAGCCGGACCCUCGAAGUCGCGCAUGUUUUGCGCACGUGAAGCCGCACUAUGCCACGCCAGCAGACAUCAUGGAAAGCAUUCGGCAGCAGCAAGAUCGGAGGGCGGAACUGUUGCUUCAGCGGCACGAGGAAAGGAUGCGAGCAGAGGCGGCAGGCUGCACUUUUCGCCCCGAGCUUUGCUCCAAAGCUCUGUCGGAGGGAGCUCCUGUGGUGGUCAGUGGCCUGGGACGCUUCUUCGAGCUAAAGAGCCUGGCACAACGACAAGAGUUGGAGCAGCGCGCGCACGAGGCGAAGGCCUUUCGCACAAGCUGCAGCCAUGGGCCUCCACUGGGCAUCACAAUUCCGGAGCCAUUUGCCUUGUCACAGUCCAACAGCUGUUCCUCCACAUAGAUGGUAUGGCUGUGAUCCAGGCUGGUUGCAACCUUACGCUCUGACUGAUGGAUAUAUUUCUUACAGAUAAUGUAUGAUAAUGUGCCCUCAGAGGCGAUGCAUUGAUGCUGCGCCUCUGGCCUGAAACGGCUAAAAGAUGCUCGCUGCCCCAUUCAAAAGUCGUG
Cladocopium goreaui is the source of this 1961-nucleotide messenger RNA. The record is from the annotation of a GenBank genome assembly. Lineage: Eukaryota; Dinophyceae; Suessiales; Symbiodiniaceae.